UAAUGACAUUAUAUAAAAUAGAUAUUCACAUAGGCACCCCUAACAAUCCAAACUCAAUGGGAUUAAUAGAACGAUUUCAUUCCACAAUUUUAGAAAUAUAUAGACUUGCGAAAUAUGAACAUAAAUUCACAGAUGCUACAUCAGUAAUGACAUAUGCUAUAAUGGCUUAUAAUCAGACAAUCCAUUCAGUAACAGGUCUCACUCCGUUUGAAGUAGUAUUUGGUCACACGGAAAGUAACAAUCAAUUCAAUUUAAAUUUUGAUAAAGAAUAUACUCAACAACUAGUUAGGGAUCAUGCAAAAAGAACUCACUACUUAUACAAGUACUUAACCGAUAAAAUAGGAACUAGGAAAGAAAAAGUUCAACAAAAUAGAGUAGGAGAAAUUAAUUUUGAUUUAAAUGAAGGUGAUACUGUUUUUAUUAAAGGUGUAAAUCAACGUAGAAGCAAGGAUAAACCCAGAUUCGUCCUGCUAGUGACCCAAGCAGUAACGAUCCGGGCCCUUCAACUUCAAAAGGUUGAGAAGAAUCCAGGCGUUCUCCCUCUCAGAGAAGGAACCGCUCUGAUUACGUAUGAUAAGUGGAUAGUAAUUAAGACAUUAGAUAUUAAUCUUAUUAAGGAAGAAUUAGAAUUUAAUAUGCAUAGAUAUUUAGAACUCAAUAGAAUAGUAGAAUUACAGUUAAAUAUCAGUAGCCCUCCGUUAAUAUAUUUCAAUGAUGUUAAGCUUCAAGUUAAUUAUAUGUUAAAUAUCACAUUGAACAAAUAUUCAGAAAUUGUACCAAUUAACAGACAGAAAAGAGGACUCAUCAAUCCUUUAGGAUCUUUAGUUAAAAUGAUAACAGGAAAUUUAGAUUAUGAAGAUGCUAUUAAAUAUGACAACUUAAUAAAAACCGUAAAAACUCGAGAACAUUCUCUAGAAAAGAAAACUACUGUUAUAUCUGAAAUGAUAAGACGUCAUUUAGUAGAAUGGGCGUAUUACAUCAAUCUAUAA
Messenger RNA from Pieris rapae (cabbage white), 989 nucleotides. RefSeq lists its product as uncharacterized. Gene Ontology annotation, molecular function: nucleic acid binding. The coding region runs from base 3 to 989 and encodes 328 amino acids. Gene Ontology annotation, biological process: DNA integration. NCBI's taxonomy places the organism in Eukaryota, Metazoa, Arthropoda, Insecta, Lepidoptera, Pieridae. The transcript is spliced from 3 exons. The record is from RefSeq and is a predicted model, not a curated record.